UCGUGCCAGCCAUGUGGUGCCCCGAGACAUGGAGGAAGUGCCAUAAUGUGCCAUCAUCGUAGCUGACCGCGAUGACUCCCGUAAUUAUAUAAAGGAUAGAGACGUCGAGGAUUUCCAUCAUUUAGGACGCGGCGGUUUCUCCGGAGAGCACGGGUGAGCGUCGCAAGGAUUAGCUGCGAAGACGUGCUAACAGACAUGACGUGUGUAGUGUUGACCAGGAAAGUGAAGGGUUGCUUUGAAGGCACAGUGAAGGCUAAUUUGCGGCCGGAAGUGGAGUAAAAGAAAAGCCAAUCAAGUCAGGAUACUAAUGUGAAAAUCGGGAUUCCGCCUCGGGGAAGAAAUUAAUCUGGAUACAAUUAAGAAAAGCAAACGAAAAACUCGUGAUAUCUGAUAAAGCCAGGUGUUGAUGAUGUACUCUGCUAACACAGGUUUCUGAAAGAAAGGAAGAGAAAAGAGCAUUGUGUUUCCAAAUUCAUUUCCUGUUCAGAUUAGCGUUUACAAGCAGUGCACUCAGCUCGGCUUAAAGUUGCACGUGUUCGUAUCUGUGCGUGCGUGUGCAGCAGCUCGCACUCACGGCUCAAGACACCGCACGUUUAGCCGAGAGUGAAGCUGCGCAGCGCGAAGUGCCCGGGAACAUCAUCUUCGGGAUGAGCGGCGCCCGCGGUCGGAGGCGGCGGCUUGUGCGGGAUCCGGCCUCGUGUUAGCGUACGCCCGUGCCUGCGUCGGUGUGAGGGUGAGGCUCUGAGGGGCACGGCGGCGGGAGGAGGAUCGGGGGCAGGAGGACUGUGGCCGGCGAGAACGGCCCGAGGGCGUCGGCCUAGUGGAGGUCUAGUGGUGGUGCUCAGAGUGAUCGAAUGGCAAAGGCUUGAUGCCAGGUGUCCGGUGGUGAAGUUCCCAUCGAGCGCGGGCCGCCAGAGAGGAUCCUGAGCCUUCCUCUGCGGCGACCGCGUGCGAGGUGUGCGGGCGCUCGCCUGCGAGUUGUGGGCCGCAGAGCCAUGAGUGUCGCCAGUAAGGGCGAGAAGAGAAAAGAAAAGCAAAAGCGAAAAACCGCGAGUGAGCCAGAAAAUCGCCGGCGAGAGCGAUAAGAUCGCCUCGAAGAAAAGGGUGACGAGAUCUGCAUCUCGGGCGGCGUCAGCACCAGCAUGGGGUGGGCGUGCGUCCCUUGGCGCGUCGUCCUCGCCGGGGCGGCGCUGCUGGCGCUGACGGGCGAGGUGGGCGUGGGUGGUCUCUACCACCCGUCGCCUGUCGUGCGGACGCGCUACGGCAGCCUCCGCGGCCUCAUCACCACGACCAACUUCGGCGCCCUCCAGCCCGUGGCUAAGUACCUUGGCGUGCCUUACGCGGCUCCGCCCGUACGCAGGCUGCGUUUCAUGCCGCCCAUGUCACCUUUGGAGUGGUCGGGUAUCCGCAAAGCGGAGACGCUGCCGCCCGUGUGCCCACAGAAGUUGCCCGACGUGCACAACCGGCGGGAUGCGCUGCGCGGGAUGCCCGAGGGCAGAUACAACUACCUGCAGCGGCUGAUUCCGCUGUUGCAGAACCAGAGCGAGGACUGCCUCUACCUCAACAUCUACGCUCCCGUCAGAGUGGAAAAGGAGAGGCGAGUGCCGGCCGCAGCAACUCUUGUAGGACGCAGGGCGAGGGAAGCAGGGGUUAAGGGGUCGGGAGACACCUGCGAGGCCGAGGAGAAAGACGGAGGAGCUGAGACUAUUUCCGUGCGCUGA
This is a messenger RNA of Penaeus indicus, 1721 nucleotides long. Its product is annotated as neuroligin-2-like. Gene Ontology annotation, cellular component: postsynaptic membrane; plasma membrane; synapse. The record is from RefSeq and is a predicted model, not a curated record. The transcript is spliced from 3 exons. Gene Ontology annotation, biological process: modulation of chemical synaptic transmission; postsynaptic membrane assembly; neuron cell-cell adhesion. NCBI's taxonomy places the organism in Eukaryota, Metazoa, Arthropoda, Malacostraca, Decapoda, Penaeidae. Gene Ontology annotation, molecular function: neurexin family protein binding; signaling receptor activity. Bases 1143 to 1721 code for a protein of 192 amino acids.